Molecule: messenger RNA, 1010 nt
Organism: Fragaria vesca subsp. vesca
Lineage: Eukaryota; Viridiplantae; Streptophyta; Magnoliopsida; Rosales; Rosaceae
Product: chlorophyll a-b binding protein CP24 10A, chloroplastic-like
Exons: 2
Coding region: 85-858 (257 amino acids)
Biological process (GO): photosynthesis, light harvesting in photosystem I; response to light stimulus
Cellular component (GO): membrane
Source: RefSeq, a predicted model, not a curated record
UAACAUCGCUUCUAGCUUCUUCUCUAGUCUCCUGUCUUUCUCUCCCAGCAACCCAUCUGAUUGUAGAAUCCCAGAGAGUGAGAUAUGGCUGCAACAACUGGUGCAAUGCUUAAUGGGUUGAACUCCACUUUCUUAUGUGGAGGCAAGAGAAGCCAGAGCUUGUUGUCUGCUGGUGCUGCAGCUAGGGUUGGAGGCUCUGUUGUUGCUCCCAAGAGGUUCGUUGUUGUGGCUGCUGCCGCUAAGAAGUCUUGGAUUCCCGCCGUCAAAGGUGGCGGCAACUUCAUCGACCCCGAGUGGCUAGACGGCUCGCUUCCAGGUGACUAUGGUUUCGACCCUCUAGGACUAGGAAAGGAUCCAGCCUUCCUCAAGUGGUACAGAGAAGCUGAGCUGAUCCACGGGCGGUGGGCAAUGACAGCGGUGGUUGGCAUCUUUGUAGGGCAAGCAUGGAGUGGUGUCCCCUGGUUCCAAGCCGGAGCUGACCCUAGUGCAGUAGCGCCCUUCUCUUUUGGCUCCCUUCUUGGGACUCAGCUCUUGCUCAUGGGUUGGGUGGAAAGCAAGAGAUGGGUGGACUUCUACAACCCUGAGUCGCAGUCAGUGGAGUGGGCUACACCGUGGUCCAAGACUGCCGAGAACUUUUCCAACUUCACCGGCGAGCAAGGCUACCCAGGAGGCAAGUUUUUCGACCCUUUAGGCUUGGCCGGCACCAUCAAGGACGGAGUGUACAUCCCGGACACUGAGAAGUUGGAGAGACUGCAGUUGGCUGAGAUCAAGCAUUCAAGGCUUGCUAUGUUGGCUAUGCUAAUUUUCUACUUUGAAGCUGGACAGGGGAAGACACCCCUUGGUGCUCUUGGCUUGUAAAUCUAUUGUUGUAUGUAGAUAAAUUUAAUUUUAGAAACAAUCAAGGAUUCACAACCUGAGCUCUUAAUUUGCCACAUAUCCACCUACAACUGCUAGCAGCAAUUUGCAUCAUCACAAAGCAAUUAUUGCAAUCCACUAAUCAAAUUCGAUUU